Messenger RNA from Adineta ricciae, 1569 nucleotides. The record is from the annotation of a GenBank genome assembly. Lineage: Eukaryota; Metazoa; Rotifera; Eurotatoria; Adinetida; Adinetidae.
AUGGAUAACUCUUCUUCAGCACGAAAAGUCUCAUCAUCAGGUAUAAUUACAAAUCCAGUCAAGCCAUCAUCCACUUCGAAUGCACCACGAAGUAUCCUUGUGAGAAAAUCAAGUAACGGAUUUGGAUUCAACGUGCGUGGACAAGUGUUCGAAGGCGGACAGGUCAAAGCCAUACAUGGAACGCUUUAUGGGCCACUUCAACAUGUUUCUGCUAUUUCAAGUCGAGGCGCAGCUGAACGAGCAGGUCUCUGUGUAGGAGAUAAAAUUCUUGAAGUAAAUGGAGUCGAUGUCGAAGGAGCAUCACAUAAACAAGUGGUUGAUUUGAUUAAACAUAGCGCUGAUGAGCUUCGUCUUGUUGUGAUUGCAUCCGUUGGUGAAGAAUCACAUAGUGAUGUGCAUUCAGGAGAAGAAUCCAGUGGAAGCUCAAAUGAUUAUUCUGAGAGACGUUCAUUGGCAAUUACAAUACCAGAUUACAGUUUACUAGAAGUUAACGAUGAGAAAUUUUAUGUAUUUAACAUUCAUAUCGCCGGUCGUCAUUUGUGCUCACGACGUUAUCGUGAAUUUUCGUCGUUACAUCAACAAUUGAAACAGGAAUUUCCAGAUUUUCCGUUCAAUUCCUUACCAAAGAAAUGGCCAUUUAAACUAUCGGAUCAGCAGCUGGACGCCCGACGACGUGGUUUAGAACAAUAUCUUGAUAAAAUUUGUUCGGUUCGUGUCGUCGGCGAUUGUGACUUAGUUCAAGAAUUUCUGUCAGCCGAUGUCUACGAGAGAGAUGCAGUUUCCAUUGAUGUGGAAAUAAAAAUUAUGUUGCCUGACCGAUCGGUUGCUGUUCUCAAAAUCAAACGUUUUUCGACUGCUGAUAAAGUUUACGAAGCGAUCGUGGAAAAGAUUGAUUUACCUCAACAAUGUACUCCGUAUUUCUAUCUCUUCGAAAUUCUCGAUUAUACAUUCGAACGUAAACUUCGACCAACAGAAUACCCUCAUCAAAUCUAUGUACAAAAUUGUUGUACAGCAAACACUACAUGUUUAUGUUUACGCAAAUUUCUCUUCUCACCCAAUGUUGAAAAUCAACUCCUGAAAUAUCCAUUAGCACGAGAUUAUCUCUAUCGUGAAGCCAUCGAUCAAUUGAGUCGUUCACAAAACUCGACCGCCGAUCAGCGUUCAGCUUUGAAAACAUUUGAUGAAAUCGAAUACAUUAAAUAUGCUCAAACAUUCACCGACAUAUAUAAUACGAUAACAUUUCCUCUAUGUCCGUGCAGUUCGCGCAAAGAUAAUGGAUGUGUUAUUGUCUCAGUAAAUAGUACUCGUCUUCGUUUACACGCUUGUUCGGAUGAUGGUCAAUUAGAAGCCGACCAAAUAGCAGAUUUCGAAUGGUGUACAAUUGGACGCUAUUGUAUCGAUGAACAAUAUUUUAUUUUCGAGUAUAAACGUUCAUCAAUGAAGGCAGCCAAACCAGUUAAAUUGCAAUCACCAUUUGGACAGUUCAUAUGUACUUUGCGAUCCCUGAUACAACAGAAAUCUCUGCUAAACAAAUUUACGUUACUCGCAAUUGCAUUCGUUCCAUACUGA